GAACCGGCAGGUGAGGGAUCGGCCCCCCCGAACCGGGAUCCCCCAGGAGAGGGCUCCCGUCUGGCCAGGGGUCUCCUCAGGGGGAGGCUUCCCUCAGGCCCGUGCUCCCCUCAGGAAGCCUGGAUUUUGGAUUACACGGUUUGGAAGGAAAAGGAUCACAUCUCAGAUCACAGCUUUGAUUCUGCGCUGGAUAUGUGACAAAACUUUCCAGUUCACCUCAAGACACCACCAAUAUGCCCAUUGUAAAGUACCCCAGGGCUAGAGAGCCCCUCUAUUAUGAAUGGGACAGGAAAGCCCAGAAAUGUGGGUUAAGACACACAGUUUAUGCUGUAAAUGGGGAUCAGUAUACAGGAGAAUGGCUGGACAACUUGAAACAUGGUAAAGGCACCCAGAUAUGGAAAAGCACCGGAGCUAUUUACAGUGGUGACUGGAAGUUUGGGAAGCAGGAUGGUUAUGGCUCAUACAGCGUUCCUGACCCUGUAACCAAGGAAUACAAGAGGGUGUACACAGGCUGGUGGAAAAACGGCCAGAGAACUGGCCAGGGGGUGUUCUUUUACCCCAACGGGGAGCGCUACGAGGGCGAGUGGAGCGACGGAGUGCGGGGCGGCUGGGGCCGGAUGUACUACCUGGAUGGAUCCAGCUACGAGGGACAGUGGGAGGCGGAUCAGCCCAACGGGCAGGGGAUGCUGCGGCUCCCAAAUGGAAAUCGGUACGAAGGAGGUUGGAAAGAUGGAAAGAAGAAUGGCCCAGGGAGAUACUUCUACGUGGAUAAGGGACAGUUGUUAGAGGGCACCUGGGCAGAAGAUGUAGCAAAGUGUGGAGUUCUGGUUGACUUCGAUAGAGACAAAGCUCCGGCCCCUACUCAGUACCCAAUCCCAAAGAUUGAACUAGAUGAUCCAGCUGGUGUUUUAGCAGAGGCCCAGGCACUGCUUGAUGACAGCAAUAAUUAAUAACUGGAAGCUGAAGAAAAAGAAAAGAUGUAAGAUAAGAACAGUCCCGAGUUAUGUAUUCGAGUGUCAAAUCCACACUGUGGUGUAUCAUGGUCUGCUUCACUCUUCCCUCAAGGCUGUUCAGGUACACUUCACUCUGCAGCUGGCUUUGCUCAGUAGCCUCUUCCCACCCCCAUUAUUUUGGGAAAAAAAGGGAAAAAAUUAAAGAGGAAAAAAAAAGAAACCACGAGCAGCAAAACACUGGAAGACAGGCAGGGGGACUCUGCUCAGCUCCUCUGACUUACUCCUGCUGUAAAGAAAUCACACUCCUCUUGGUUUCAAGGUCUUUGCCUUAGAGAAUGAGGGCUUUUAGUGGCUGCUAUAAAAGCAAGGCCCUAGAAAAGUACAAUCAAAUAACUCCCCCCAAACUUAACCCAAUACAUACCUGUGACCCAAAAUGGCUUUUGAAGUUACAACAGAUCACAGUUCAAUUAAUAAAUAUACUUUAGGCCUCUAGAUAACAAACAAUCAGCAACAAUUAAGUAGAUUUUAUUUCAUGAAAGUAUUUUAUAUCUAAACAAGUGAUAUACAAUAACCAAUGUUUAAAAUGCUUGAGGUAAAUGCCUCCUAACACCGUUAGUAUAAAUAAGGGAUUAAAAAAAAAAUUUAAGUGCACUCUCAAUGUUUAGAGCCACGUGUUUGUGUCUGGUUACUGCCUGGGCACACAGUGACAA
Lepidothrix coronata (blue-crowned manakin) is the source of this 1663-nucleotide messenger RNA. RefSeq names its product MORN repeat containing 3 (gene MORN3). The record is from RefSeq and is a predicted model, not a curated record. The coding region runs from base 234 to 950 and encodes 238 amino acids. The transcript has 7 exons. NCBI's taxonomy places the organism in Eukaryota, Metazoa, Chordata, Aves, Passeriformes, Pipridae.